CGCUGUCAUAACGCUGCAUUGGCUGUAGCGGCUGGUUCAUUAAACUUUAUUGACAACAAGCUCAGUAAACACGGAAGAAGAUGGCAGGAGCUGAGAGAGCAGGACUGAGCUUGUUAUUCAUGGUGAGCCCAGAGCCCAGUGAUAGAUCAUCCAAUACAGGAUAGACCCACCUACCUGCACAGCCUGCCCUGCUACCUACCGCCAGUGUGCUCAGUGCUGCCCCCACUGCACAGCCACAGUGUAUGGGGGAUAUAGGGUGUAUGGGGGGGAUAUAGGGUGUAUGGGGGGGAUAUAGGGUGUAUGGAGGGGAUAUAGGGUGUGUGUGGGGGAUAUAGGGUGUGUGUGGGGGAUAUAGGGUGUAUGGAGGGGGUAUGGAGUGUAGGGGGUAUGGGGGGAGGGGGCUAUAGGGGGUAUGGGUGUCACUGAACGGACAAUAAAAUAUCCAAACUGUGACUAUAAUCAAAUCUGGACAGUCUGCCUCAUCCUGCAAUCAGACUCUGAGCUCACUAUAAAUUAACUUAAAUUAUGAAUUAUCAGAAUUAUUUAUUGUCCCUUAUUCUCUGUAUUGCCCAUAUUGUCGAACGAGGGCAGAUUUUAAAGUACUAUAAAUCCUCCUCUAGUUAUUCUUUAGUAACUGUGCUUGUAGCGUGUGGUAUGGAUUACAGAUACGGUUUGUAGCGUGUGGUAUGGAUUACAGAUACGGUUUGUAGAGUGUGGUCUGGAUUACAGAUACGGUUUGUAGAGUGUGGUCUGGAUUACAGAUACGGUUUGUAGAGUGUGGUAUGGAUUACAGAUACGGUUUGUAGAGUGUGGUAUGGAUUACAGAUACGGUUUGUAGAGUGUGGUAUGGAUUACAGAUACGGUUUGUAGAGUGUGGUAUGGAUUACAGAUACGGUUUGUAGAGUGUGGUAUGGAUUACAGAUACGGUUUGUAGAGUGUGGUAUGGAUCACAGACCUGGUUUGUAGCGUGGGGUAUGGAUCACAGACCUGGUUUGUAGCGUGGGGUAUGGAUCACAGACCUGGUUUGUAGCGUGGGGUAUGGAUCACAGACCUGGUUUGUAGCGUGGGGUAUGGAUCACAGACCUGGUUUGUAGCGUGGGGUAUGGAUCACAGACCUGGUUUGUAGCGUGGGGUAUGGAUCACAGACCUGGUUUGUAGCGUGGGGUAUGGAUCACAGACCUGGUUUGUAGCGUGGGGUAUGGAUCACAGACCUGGUUUGUAGCGUGGGGUAUGGAUCACAGACUGGUUUGUAGCGUGGGGUAUGGAUCACAGACCUGGUUUGUAGCGUGGGGUAUGGAUCACAGACCUGGUUUGUAGCGUGGGGUAUGGAUCACAGACCUGGUUUGUAGCGUGGGGUAUGGAUCACAGACCUGGUUUGUAGCGUGGGGUAUGGAUCACAGACCUGGUUUGUAGCGUGGGGUAUGGAUCACAGACCUGGUUUGUAGCGUGGGGUAUGGAUCACAGACCUGGUUUGUAGCGUGGGGUAUGGAUCACAGACCUGGUUUGUAGCGUGGGGUAUGGAUCACAGACUUGGUUUGUAGCGUGGGGUAUGGAUCACAGACCUGGUUUGUAGCGUGGGGUAUGGAUCACAGAUUCGGUUUGUAGAGUGUGGUUUGGAUCACAGAUACGGUUUGUAGCAUGUCUUGUGGAUCACAGACACGGUUUGUAGCGUGUGGUAUGCGUCACAGAAACGGUUUGUAGCGUGUGCUAUGCGUUACAGAUACGGUUUGUAGCGCGUGGUAUGGGCCACAGACACGGUUUGUAGCGCGUGGUAUGGGCCACAGACACGGUUUUGUAGCGCGUGGUAUGGGUCACAGACACGGUUUGUAGCGCGGGUUAUGGGUCACAGACACGGUUUGUAGCGCGGGGUAUGGGUCACAGACACGGUUUGUAGCGCGGGGUACGGUUUGCGUCCCUGCUAACUAUAUAAUUGCUGUCAGACUUAAGAAAUUUUAAAGGGAUACUACAGACCCCUAAUGCAGUUUAGCUUAAAAGUUUGUGUGUCCUUGUUUUUAUUUUACAAAAAGUGCAGAUUUUAAUAUAAAUUGGGGUCAGAAGGGGAAAGCAGCAGACAAGAACUACAGCUUAUACAAGCUGUUUCUAGAUAUACCCAGAGUGGGAAAAAAUGCAUAAUUAAAUGUAUGUUUUCAUUGAGGGUAUAUCUACUACAUUGUUAAAUAAGAUCCACAUUUUUGUUUUUAAUACCUAAUAUAUUUUUGCUUUUGUAAUUAAAUGUGUUCUCCCAAUGUCAGGCCAUAUUUACCACCAUGUAUAUUUUUUCAAUUCUCUUAGGACAUGUGAAGGCAACAUCCCUACAGUCAAGAAGUAUGUGAAGUUAAGUUGAAAGAAGUGAAAAUGUACAGAGAAAGAAAACUUCAGCGCCACGACCCUUCUACUUCAUCAGAGACUAAUGAAAGUGAAGUGGCAUCAUCUUCUGACACAUUAUCUUCUUCCCAAAAUGGGUUAAAAACGAAGACUCAUUUCCCGUUUUGCCUAUUGCCUGUUGAUUGCCAACUCUACAUUUUUUCAUUCCUCUCAGAGGUUGAGAAAUGCACUGCUGCACUGGUUUGUUCAAACUGGAGCAAACUGAUGCGCACUCCUCGUUUGUGGAGAGUCGCUGACUUCAUGAGGUUGGGCGCUUUUAUCUCUGGUAUGGAUGGUGUGUUGGCAUCGUUUCGGGAGUUUGAGAGGUGGAAAGAGUGGGUGCACCAAUAUGCCUACCAUUUGGCAUCCCGUGGAGCCAGCUUGCUGGUCCUCCGGGCCAGCUUUGAUCUUGGUGACCAAAGGACCAAGUGGGCAGAUUUCCUUCUGCAGUUCCUGGACAGAGUUCAUUGUGGAGAAUUAAGAGAGCUGGAGCUGAACUGGACUUUAACACACUUGGAGCCUUUGGAUUUGUAUCCUCCUGAGAGCAUGGCCCAAAUAUGCAUGGCAAAGACAGACCAGUUCAAUAGUUUUCAGACACUUUUUAAGCAGCUAACCCGAACUUCUCCAAAACUGAGCCGUAUGAAACUCCCUUUUGAUUGGUCAGAGCAUUCAGUUUCUCUCCUCACACAUUUCCAACAUCUGAGCACAUUGGAGUUAAACUACUUCUGGGUGUUCAAAGGGGUCCAACCAGAGACUAUGCAAAAACUUACAAGGUCUCUUCCAAAGUUAAAGACUUUGAUCCUUCAGAUUUUGGUCCCGGUGAAGGACCUUGGAGUCUCCUAUCCCCUGGAAUCCAAGUCUUUGGAGUUUUUAGAUGUCUCUCAGAGCCGUGGACUUGUCUUUAACCAUCUAGAUUUACCUUCCCUUAAAGAACUCCGGGUGAAGAAAACUAUUAGGGGUAUCAUUCUAAAUCGCAGAACCCGUGUGGCGCUCCAGACUCGCUGGACAUGUUUGUAUGACCUUUUAAAAUCUGGGACCCCUAAACUUCAGGUAUUCAACUCCCACAGAUUAUUGCCUUGCUGGCCAACACAGAGUUACCUGGAGCUCAGUGAAGUUUUGUUGCAGUCCUGUUACUGCAUUCAGCACACUGACACGUGGCUCCUUUAACUCCUGGGAUUCGAAGGAAGCGAGAAUACACUUGCCUUUUAUAGAUUUUAGGCACAGAGUGAAUGGUUGAACCAUUUAUUAAAGCAGACAAAGCUGAGCAGGAUUUUUUUGUGCAUGGUAUAUGUUAUAAACCUUUCUUGAUUUGCCUGUGCAGUAACUGUGUUAACACAGCAUUACCACCACAAUUUUCUACAAUCUUGAGCCCAUUCCCAAGGCUAAAUGCAGUGGUUUUAUCAUGGCCCAAAAUUUCCAGUAGAAUAUAAGUAAAUUCAUUAUAGUGGUCACUGCAGUUCCAGACUCCACACUGUGCUGUCACAAAUGCCCCGCUACCAAAUAAAUGGCAGCUAAAAGUCCCCCCACCAUGUUAGCUAAAUAAAGUGUCCUGAGUCGAGCAUACAAUGGGGCUGUUUCUACAAUCAGAUGGUAAUGUUUCUACGACAUAAUAUACUUUCACAUGUAAGAGGAGUAUGCGAGUUCGGUAUCAACAUGGUCCUUUCCAUUGGUGUUACUGUAGAUGUUGCUAUGUAUAGCACAUAAUCUUUUUCUUUCUUUUUAUUCUAUUUUUUACAUACAUUCGACUGUCACCUAGCACAACCAACAUUUAACGAAACACUAACAUUCGGAAUACAAACGUGUGCUGAGUGUUUUCCUAUCUGGUCAGAUUCAGGGUCCCCAUAACAAGUAAAAUAAAGACGUUUUACUCACUAUUGGUUCCUUGCCCUGCUGAUCUUGUCACAUCCACCCCUCCUACCCCCUGGCAAAGCUUAAUAUCACUGACACAUUGGGGGGGUAAGUGCACAUGCACAGCAAUCAGCAUCUCCUCAUAGUUAAUUGGCUCACUGCAUUGCUAUGGGAAGCGUUCAGCAUUGUCAUGCAGAGUUUGACUACAUAAGAGAUUGCGGAAGUUGUCAGAGUAUUUUAUUAUCUGAUUGACAGCCCCUAGAGGUGGCCGUAUGGACAGUAGUAAACACUGCCUUUUCUCAGAGAUUGCAGUUUUUACAGUAGUCAGAUUGCAGGGAAAGGCUCUGUGCCGCACCCCUGCUACAUUAGGCUGUAUGGGUUCUGGUGUUUAGAGUUUCUUUAAGACUUUUGUCCUACAGAAUUAAAGUAAUAUCAUGCUUCCAGUAAAUGACUUUCUUGGAGGCACUCAAUAAAACAAAAACACAAUUUCACUCUCCUUUCUCUUAAUUAUGUCUAUAUUAAAGGGACAUGAUAGUCACCAGAGCAACUCCAACUUAAUAUAUUUGUUCUGGUGAGUAGAAUCAUUGCCUUCAGGCUUUUUUCAGUAAACACUGUCUUUUCAUAGAAAAGUUCAGUGUCUCCAUGCACUGAACUUUCCUCAUAGAGAUGCAUAAAUUCAAUGUAUCUCUAUGAGGAGAUGCUGAUUGGCCAGGGCUGUGUUUGACUUGUGCUGGCUCUGCCCCCGAGCUGCCUCCUAGACCACUCCUAGACCGUCUCAGCAAAAUCCAAUGCUUUGCUGUGAGAAAGCAUUGUGAUUGGCUUUGAGUGACACUUCUGAUGAUGUCAGCCAAGUAGGCAGAUCAGGGGCAGUGCCAUCAGCUGCAGGCUGGAAUAAAAAUACGAUUUUGCGAUAUUUGAGGGGGUAGGGGGAACUAGAUGGUGGCUGUAACACUAUAGGGUCAGAAAUAC
Pelobates cultripes (western spadefoot toad) is the source of this 5181-nucleotide messenger RNA. The record is from the annotation of a GenBank genome assembly. Lineage: Eukaryota; Metazoa; Chordata; Amphibia; Anura; Pelobatidae.